GCACUUUAUUGAUUACCAGAAGGGCAAAAUUUGUAAAUUUUAUUGUGUCUUCUUCGAUCUUAGAUGGUGUUUAGGUUUCAAAAAAAUUCGAGGUCUUUCAGGUCUCCGGCAAAGUUUUUGCUAGCCGUUUUUGUGACUUUCAAGUUAAAUGGUUGCUACAACAACCGCCUCGGAUUGGUGCGUGAAAUGAGAAAUCUCAAAAGUGUUGUUCAUUUAAUCCGCCGAUUUAAAUGUUUGCACAUGUGAAGUACAAAAUCACCAAAAGCACAAAAUCCCUUUCAUCGAUGAUAAACGACACAAAAGAAUGAUUAGCUUUCAGCAGACAUGUUUCUCCACGCUGGAAGACACCUGAACCGCGGCCUUAAACUUUUGAUAAACCAUGGCGAAAAGACUCCAGAAUCACUUGAAAGACUUGUUGCAGAGAUGCACGAUGACAAAGAAUUAUGUUGCUACCAAUUACUCAAUCAUCCUGGAUCAGAAGAUAUAUUAUGGGGAAUUAUCAGACUACUUGCUAGCAAAGACUCAAGUGUUGCAGGUCAUGCAGCAUAUGUUAUUGGUAGCCUCUGUGAUAUGGAGGUAGGAAGGAGAAGAAUUCUAGAAAUCAUAGUCACCUACAAGGAUGAAGGAUUUGAUGUGCUGUCAAACCUGACCAAAAUUUUGUACUGCAGAGAUAAUGAAAGUGUCAUGAAUGCAUCAGGAACAAUAGGAACAUUGGCUGAAACAAUUGAGGGAAGAUCAUGGAUGCUGAGAAAAGGGACACUUGAUGAAACUUUGACAAGAAUUUCGGUACUACUGGCAAAUGAUGACAUUUGGACUGCUAGCAAUGCAGCUCUCAUUAUAGCCAGGUUAACCAUUGAAGAAGAGGGCUGUGCACGAAUUUUGAAUAGACGAGAUACAAGAAAAUUGUUGGUACAACUUGUAAACUGCCUUGGAACCGACGAAGCAGGUCGAGGUAUGAAUGCAGCUUUUGCAAUAGGCAGGCUUUGCGACAUGGAAUCUGGCAGAAGACAUAUGCUGAUGUUAAAAAAAUCAGAUCAAAUGAUGAGAAAAUUAACGGAGAUGCUUGGCUCGGAAGACGGUGGCUGCAACAAAAAUGCCUGUUUUGCAUUGAGUUGCAUUGCUGGUAGCACCGACGGGAUAUCAAAGCUGCUUACACAUGAAGUAAGGGAGGAGAUGCUGCAAAGGUUGGCCACCUUGUUGUCAACUGAGGAUGACGAAACUGCUUGGUUUGCUGCUAUGACGCUUCGUACAAUAUCCAGCAAAAAACAAGGAUGCCUGGCUCUUCGUGAUCAUAAAAUUGUCAAAGAUGCUUUGAAGGAAAGGACCAAAGCGUUUGGAGUGAAGGAUGAUAUCAAGGAAGAAGUCGCUGUUACUCUGGAAAUACUAAAACAUUUGAGCAAGCCGGAAAGACCAGUCGUAAAGAUUGAAAGUUCUACAACUGCUAAUGUGCAAUGGAUCGCGGUAAACCCCAAGAGUGGCCUCGAAGUCACGUAUACUUUAUAUAUUGCUGCACAAGAGGAGAAAAUUGCAUAUUCUGGCUUGGAGACGUCAUUUGAGCUGCAGGGCUUGAAGCCCACAAAGAUGUACUCUUGUCGACUGCAAACAUCAACGGAAGGUGAUCGAAGUCCUAUCAGCGAUGCUGCCACAUUUGCAAUGCCAGAAUCAGUCCCAAGUGCACCGCAGAAUGCAAGAGUCUUAGGAAGGACGACAACACAACUUAAACUUGGAUGGGAUCCUCCUGAGUCACCCAAUGGACUUGUGAAAGGGUACCACAUUUAUCAACAAGGAAGAAACGGAUUCACAGAAACACGUGACACGUCCAACGUAUUUAUCAAUCUUAUUCCAGGAACUGAAUAUAUUUUCGAGGUGUAUGCUCUCACGUCAGCAGGGCGCGGGGAUAAAGCUGAUAUCAGAUGUGCAACUGUUGAUCUUCGUGAGCACGCCCCACCGCGUCCAACUCUCCAUUCAUUAGGCCGCAACGAAAUAUUGGUGCAGUGGAAUCCUCCUGAAGAGCCUCUUGGAAGAAUAAAUUUUUAUGAAGUUAAACAAGACGGAGAGGUGAUAUACUCGGGCAUCGAAAGAAAUUGCACAUCCAGAAGGCUAAAGCCAAACACGGAAUACUCAUUUACAGUAGCUGCCUGGACCAAUGAAGGAAAGUGUGAAAGCGAGCCGGCCAAAAAGAAGACAGCAAAAGACAAAAACAAUUUUCCAAGAGAGCCAUUAUACCCUUACGAAAAGCGCUCGAAGAAUGUGAAAACAAAGCAAGAAAAAGUUACGACUGCACCAAGACAUUCAGCCAACAGCGCCAAGCAACGGGCAAAGUCCGUGGCAUAUUCAAGACCAACAAAGAUGUUCUUUGAACCAGAAACGCGACCAAAAACUUCAGUGCAGCCCAACAAAAGCCAACAGCCAAAACAACGAGCUUCAGUUGCUUAUGUGCCAGGGUACCCUCCUACAUACCAAGACAUCCUGAGAGAGGGACCAAGAAAUGAAGUGAGACGCAGGCAUUUUUCAACUGGUACCACCCAAAAUGGAGAGAAAAAAGGAUCCCCUUCACUGCAACAAACCAUUGACCGACCAUCAGUCAUUUCAUUCCCAUCACCAAUAUCAAAAGACAGUCUCAUAGGAUUAUCAUUUCGGCCUGGAUCUUAUACAACUCUCCGGAAGCAAUCAUUGGGAAAAUCCUACAGUAGCAAUGGAACAGCAAAUGAACUCGAGAGCCAGAGAGGGAGCCACACCAAAGCUGGGAGAACUGUGAGUUUUGAAACACCAUUUUCAAAAGCUCUUGAUGAACUUCAAGCAAUUCAUCUAACUGAAAAGACAAGUGCUAUUGGGUUCCAAGCUGGAGCAAUGAGAGGGUCCCUCCGCUCAUCCAGUUCAGCUUCACAAAGACGUAGGAUAAGCUCUAGCCCAUUUGAGUGACUUAUCUGGAUAUCAUUUAAAUAGCAAAACAUUUUUUUCACUUUUUGGUUUCAAUCAAAGAUCAAGAUUUUCCCCUUGAUCAUGUUAAGUGAAAAGAAUGUUUUGGCAUCAAGUGUUACAGUGGAUACUUUCUACCACCUCAAUAACUUAAUACUAGUGCCCUUUCCUACAUGAAUUUCUAUGAGCCUCAAAAAGCCUUACAAUUCAAUUUUUUGAAUAUCAUUCAACAUAUUCUUAUUAUGUUUAA
This is a messenger RNA of Rhopilema esculentum, 3169 nucleotides long. Lineage: Eukaryota; Metazoa; Cnidaria; Scyphozoa; Rhizostomeae; Rhizostomatidae. The record is from RefSeq and is a predicted model, not a curated record.